AUGCUCCGUUUGGAUGCGGGCCAAAUGCCACAGGUCAACCUGCAGGCCUUGGCGGAACUCUUUUCGGUGCAUUCCCAAACAGCAGAUCCCUCCCAAUUGUCGCCCAUCCCUCGGCCUGACGUUAUCCUUCCUAACAAGGACCCGACCGAUGGAGAAAAGAAUUCUGAUCGAGUCCAGCUAAUCCCCUCGCAGAAACGACGCCAUGGUGGUUUCGGGUUUGUGGCCAUGAUGAAUGGAUACGUCUACCAUUGUGAUUACCAACGAGAGGGGUCGGCGGGGGCUCGGGUUUAUUGGAAAUGCACUCAGAGAGGAGGAUGUGGAGCGAGGCUGAUCACAGACAAACUAGGGUUGGUGCUGAAUGCCAGGAAUAACUUCCACAGUCAUCCGCCCGUCGAGGAAGUCCCGGAAAACGGAAUCAGGAAGAUGGAAGAGAAGGAUGAGGUGAGCAGGGAGAGGAACAAGGGGAACGGCUCUUUUCUUAUCUUAUUCAUUGCAAAACAAAUCAUAUAACACAAUCUAUUUUCAGAAUUCGGCCGUUGGCAGUAGGAAACAGAAUUUUAACGCAAACUUGGCCUUUGUAAAGGAGAUCCACAAGAGGAAACACGUUUUGUUUGGGACUCCUGAACAUGCACAACAUGGAGAUGUUAGCCAGAACAGAGAAAAGGCGUGGGAGGAGAUCCGAGAGACUGUAGUACAACAAGGGCACACCAAAUUUUUGGGUAAAGAUUGGCGACAACUAAGAGCAAAUGAAUGGCAGCAAGUACGAAGAGCUACGAUGGCCAAGAAAUAUGUAAAUGAGAUGUCUGGUUCAAAGGGAGGGAAUCUGAACGAGUUGGAUCAAUUGGUGUUGGAGAUUGUGGGACAGGAAAAUGGGAAUGAAGGCAUCGAACAGGAGAACAGCAGUAAUGGGAUCUUCGGGAAUACGGAGGUAUGUAAUAUCAUUCAAAUUGCUUACGGUCUUGUAAUAACCCUGUUUAGGAGCCAUUACAGUUGCCUCACAUCCACAACUCAAUGCCGAGUAAUGACCUUCUGUCCACGAUCUUGUCCCAGUUCGAUCCCAGUGCCCUUCAACAGCUGACGCAGAGUCAGACGCCGACUCUUUCGCCCGACGAGGAAUCGAAUAAAAAAUUGAAAUUAGAAGAAAAUUCGGAUGCUUUCCGAUGCUCCCCGAGUAGCUCCUUUGACGAUGUUGUCGAUCAGAGUGACGUUAAUUUUGAGGUAAUUUUUAGUCACCGUUUUUAUAAAAAUUUUACUCGUCACUUUUUUUAACGUUUUAUUAAUUUCACAAAUUAUUUUUUUGCCAGAAAGUUAGUCUUUCCAGGAUCUCCGACUUCGAUUUACACGUGAGAAAUAUCGAUUAAGUAUUGCACAAGAGAAGGCGAAGCUGGAUCUUCUCCAAACACAACUCAACAACGAAUUACAACUCCAUGAAAUACGGCUUCAGAGUGAGAAGGCCAGACUCAAAUACGAGGAAAUGAGACUUAAACGGGAAGAGGCGUUGAAUCUUUGA
Bursaphelenchus xylophilus (pine wood nematode) is the source of this 1510-nucleotide messenger RNA. The record is from the annotation of a GenBank genome assembly. Lineage: Eukaryota; Metazoa; Nematoda; Chromadorea; Rhabditida; Aphelenchoididae.